This is a messenger RNA of Paralichthys olivaceus (Japanese flounder), 1811 nucleotides long. It is a transcript of the gene p2rx2, whose product is annotated as purinergic receptor P2X, ligand-gated ion channel, 2. Gene Ontology annotation, biological process: response to ATP; calcium ion transmembrane transport. Gene Ontology annotation, cellular component: signaling receptor complex; nuclear inner membrane; plasma membrane. Gene Ontology annotation, molecular function: purinergic nucleotide receptor activity; ATP binding; extracellularly ATP-gated monoatomic cation channel activity. NCBI's taxonomy places the organism in Eukaryota, Metazoa, Chordata, Actinopteri, Pleuronectiformes, Paralichthyidae. The record is from RefSeq and is a predicted model, not a curated record.
AGACAAGAUCAGAGGGUGACAAAAAGAAACAGUGGGAGAAAUAACAAGCCGGAUUCAGACUGAAAAAUAAAGAAACUAGACCUUGACAACAAUUCCGAAGAUGGGUGAAGUAUUUCAUACCUUCAUCGUGGGAUUCACUGUGUUUAUUAAGGACUAUUUUACUGGUUUCUGGGACUAUGAGACACCAAAGAUGAUGGUGGUUAAAAACAGAACUCUUGGAUUCAUUUACAGGAGCGUUCAGUUUCUCGUGAUCACCUAUUUUAUCUGGUAUGUGUUUAUAAGUGAGAAAGCGUACCAAGAGAGUGAAACCCAUCCAGAGAGCUCUGUUUACACUCUCAUGAAAGGCACAGCGGUUCAUGGAGAUUAUAUUCUGGAUACUGUGGAGUACGUUCAACCCUCAGAGGGAGGUGAUGUGAUUAGUACAAUAUUGAGACGAGAGGUCACAUAUGAUCAGAAGCACGGGACCUGCGCAGAGCAUUUCAAAGUUCCUUCAGCCAACUGUACAACUGAUUCUGACUGUGUCCAAGGGGAGAUUGACUUUGAAGGCCAUGGCAGGAGGACGGGCAGAUGUAUUCGAUACUAUAACCACGCUUUCAAAACCUGCGAGAUCCAAACUUGGUGUCCUAUUGAGGAGUACGCUGUAGUACGUGAACCACCGUUAGUGGAGGCGAUCAACUUCACAGUGUUCAUCAGGAACUCCAUUCACUUCCCUAAAUUUAAAGUACUGAGGGGAAACAUCAAAGAUAUGCCAAACAAGCGCAAAAUGCAGAAAUACCUCAGUAAGUGUCAGUAUGAUGAGGAGAAUGAGCCGUACUGUCCAAACUUCCGUCUGGGAUACAUCGCAAAUAAAGCGAGGGAAAAUUUCAGUGAGCUCUGCAAGACAGGAGGAGUGAUAGGGGUUUUCAUUAACUGGAAGUGUAACCUGGACCUGGAUCCUUCACACUGUAAACCUACGUAUUCCUUCCGUCGUCUUGAUCUCCGAAAGGAUCAGGCCAGCUCUGGAUACUAUUACAGAUUUGCCAAAUAUUACAAUAAGAAUGGGGUCAGCUCUCGGACACUGAUCAAGGCCUACGGCAUCCGUCUGGACGUCAUUGUUCACGGUCAAGCUGGUAAAUUCAGUCCCAUCCCAACCAUGAUCAGCACAGUGACUGCCUUGACUUCAGUUGGGAUUUGUACCAUAAUCUGUGACUGGAUCAUGCUGACGUUUAUCGACAAGAACGAAAUCUACAGUGAGAGAAAGUUUGAUGAAGUUAUCAAUGAGCCCACAGUGCCCAUUCCCACAGAGCUCAGCUACAUCAAUAGUUUCGGCUCCAUCCACUCAGACCUGUCAGACGGUGUACCGCUGUGAUGUCAUCACAGUUCCCUAAGUCCUCGCCGUGGCCACAUGUGUAUACUCUUCUAAAACCAGCUGACUGUGGCAAUGACAGAACUUCUGAGUGGUUCCUCAGGAGUCUUGCGACAGCUCAGUGACUUCUGUUGGCUGCUGACAGUGUGGAUAAACUGACAGAGAAACACACAGGUGGAGGAAACCUGGUGAAAGAAAGUCAAAGUCUUUGCCUGUGCAGCAGGUUCAUCUAUCAUCUCAAUCCACGAUGCACCUCCACUGUUGGACAGUGUCCUUAAACCUGUUUCUUAGACCACUGUAAAACCACCUGGAUGUUUAUUUUCUCAAAAUAUUUCAGAGCAGAAAAAUAUUUGAGAAAUAUGAAAGACAGACUCACCAACCAUGCAAAUUGUAUGUUCAUGUAUUUCAAACACUCAACCCAACAAUAAAAGUCUGUCUGCUUACUUGUUACAGACAAUCAUCAUCA